Messenger RNA from Caenorhabditis auriculariae, 387 nucleotides. NCBI's taxonomy places the organism in Eukaryota, Metazoa, Nematoda, Chromadorea, Rhabditida, Rhabditidae. The record is from the annotation of a GenBank genome assembly.
AUGGCCGUGUCCAAGCCGGCAGACUACCUGAACUCGGCGAUCAACUACGUCGACGACCUCCACCGACGUCCGCCCCUGGUCCAAGUCGCAGUUGGCGGCGGGGUCGGCGUUACCGCGGGCUACAUCGCGACGCGCGUCAGCAAAGCCGUCGCCACGACGAUCGGCGUCUCCUUCCUCCUGCUGCAGUUCGCCGUUCACCGCGGCUACAUCGCCGUGAACCACGACAACGUCGGCCGCGACAUCGCCGGCCUCAAAAAGUCGCUCCGGAAACGCGUCAACGACGUUCCGCACGUCGGCGGCGACGAAGUCCAGAACUUUGUCGUCAAGAAUAGCUGGACCUUCAGCGGAUUCGCCGCCGGCGUGUUGAUUGGCUUCGGUUUGGCUUAG